GUAAUACAGCAAACAAAUAUCAUGGGAACCCACACCUUCAACAAGGUAACCUCCCUUGUUUUCCUGGUUUUGUUUGCUUCUUUACAUUCUUCACUUCCCUUUGCUUCUGCCUCUAGUGAAGAAGUAAAUGCUCUUCUCAAAUGGAAAUCCAGCCUCCAAAAUAGAACUCUGUCUGUCCUAUCUUCGUGGACGCUGCUUCCCCACAAUGCAACCAACUCCAAAUCCUGCACCGGCCCCUGCACCUGGUAUCACGAUGAAUGUAGGGAUAGGGAGAAUAGGGGGAGAAUAGGAGGAGAAGUUGGAGUAGAAGUAGGGAUAGAUAUGAUGGUGACAGGUACUGGGGCAGGGAAUGGGAUGAUCAUCUUCAAAGCAUGAGCCGUAGCAUCAGUCCUGAUCACCACAGGCAUCGUGGGAGGAAUGAUCAGAUGGGCUGGUCUAAUGGAAGCGGGUGGUUAAAAUGUCUCUCCACCUCACCAUAGCCCAAACCCUAGGAGCCAAUCUCCAUGCAGGACACCUGGUAUCAAUGAUUCUCCUAGACCAAGAAGUGUUUCACCAUGUCUCCUUAUAGGUCCUAUGGUGAUGAAUGAUGGCUAAAUGCCAUGCCCUUAAAGCAUCACAUCCGAGUGAGUUGGACUUACCUGGUUCUGUAAUGCAGAAGAAAUAUUGAAGUAAUGCUUAUUAUCAGCAAACUAUUGAGUUAUAGAGUUGGCCGCAAUUAGUGUUUAUUUAGGUUUAAGUUUCUCUGUUGAAAUUACUCUGCUAAAAAUGUAUCCGUUCUAUUGUUUAUCAGUUGAUAUUUUCUGCUUCAUGCUUGUUACUUGAGAAACAAAUUGCAUUGUUGAUGAUGUAUUUUUGUGACAAGCUCGCUAGUAUUUAUUCAAGAUCUUUGCUCUGUACUCUUUUUUAGGCUCUUAAAUGAAUAAAUUUCAUUGUUUUAU
Rubroshorea leprosula is the source of this 938-nucleotide messenger RNA. NCBI's taxonomy places the organism in Eukaryota, Viridiplantae, Streptophyta, Magnoliopsida, Malvales, Dipterocarpaceae. The record is from the annotation of a GenBank genome assembly.